This is a messenger RNA of Rotaria sp. Silwood1, 1074 nucleotides long. The record is from the annotation of a GenBank genome assembly. NCBI's taxonomy places the organism in Eukaryota, Metazoa, Rotifera, Eurotatoria, Philodinida, Philodinidae.
AUGACUUCUUUAAAAUUGAUAUUGUUUAUUCUUGCAUAUAUUGUAAUAAAUGUCAAAGGAAUAUGUGACCGUCAAAGUGGUCCAGUUGGAAGUAUCGAAUGUUCUUUCAAUCCAGAUUUCGAUAAAAAACAAUGGAAUACUUGCCUUACAAACAAUUAUAUCCAACGGCAAUCACAAGGACGAGAAAAGUGUGCUGAUCAAACAGAUAUUUAUUGUACGUAUGCAUGUAUGCCUGAAGUAUAUUACGUAAGAGAUGGCAACGUAGUUGACACAUGUGCUUGUAACGAUUCAUUAGUACCACCGACUUCUUCAUUACCUACUGAAUGUUUGAGUCCUGAUGGAUCGAAUUGUGAUUGGUACAAAAAUUGUCUCGAACGUAAAUAUUCAUGUCAAGGUAGUUCAACUGAACAUCUUUUCAUGUAUACCACAAUCUUCUGUAAUCUAUACAUAAAACAUAAAAAUGUAUUUACUGAUCGGGCACUACGUUGGAUCAAUGAUGGACGUAAAUGCUUACAAGUAGCUCUUGUUCCGUUUAUUCGACCAUUUGUUAAUGGAACUUGUCAAGAAAUUCAUGAUGCAGCAUUUGAUGCAUUCAAAUCUUGCAAUAUUAAACCUUAUCCAGAAGAAGGAUCAAUUUGUGAUAUGACCAGACGAGAUUGGUUACGAGCAUUUUGGAUGAUGAAAUCAGAAUAUAGUGUAUUGACAUCAACAGCAGCUUAUGCUUGGUUACAAAAUGCACUCGAUACUUUCUAUGAAUGUCAAAAUGAUCCGCAAGCAAAUGAUUUUGGACAUGUCUAUCAAGAAUUUAAACUUACAAUUGAUCUUAUUCAAACAUCAUGGAAUAAUCAAAUCAAUUUAAAUAAAAAUCAAUUUGAUCAAAUUGCAGUCGAUAUUGCCCAUAGAAUUGCUAAAUUUCUCAUGGCACCAUCAGAACGAUGGGGAUGGUAUGCAUAUGGAAUACCUUUAUCAAUACAACGUAGUAUUAGUACAUAUAAACAAAUGACUAUUGCACUACUUGUUGCUGACUUGCCUGGAAUCAUCAAUGAUACAUUGAUACCACCCAGUUCACCAUAA